Paramecium sonneborni is the source of this 991-nucleotide messenger RNA. NCBI's taxonomy places the organism in Eukaryota, Ciliophora, Oligohymenophorea, Peniculida, Parameciidae. The record is from the annotation of a GenBank genome assembly.
AUGUUUAAAUUUGGAAGGCUUAAGUUUUUAAAGAGCCUUGAAAUUCUUUAAGACGAAAAUCCAAUAUUGAAGAAACAUUAUCCAGUUAUGCAUAGAGAAAUUUUAGAAAGAGUUAAACAAUUUAAAAAAAAGACUAAUAAAGAUAAUAUUGAUAUGGUAGAUUGCACAGUUGGAACUGGUGCUCAUAGUUAAAUAUUAUUAGAACAUGUUAAAAAUAUUAAAAUGUAAACUAAAAAUAUAAUUUAGAUUAGGAUUGGAUAUUGAUGAAAGAAUGAUCAAAAUUUUACCACAAAAUAUCAUUGCAAAAUAGGAUAACUUUAUUAACUUUUAUAAACAUAAACCAUUAAGUGAUUCUAGAUAUUUUGAUAUUAUUUUCGCUGAUCUUGGUUACAAUAUGUAAGACUCUUGAAUUAAUAUGUCAGAAAUUAAGUUUAUGAUGAAUCCUAUGGUCUAAGUUAUAAGAAGAAUUCAAUACUUGAUAUGAGAUAUUCUCAAUCAAUGUAAUAUACAGCUGCUGAUCUACUAAAUAAUAGAACAUAAUAAGAAUUAAGAGAAAUCUUUCAUAUUUAUGGUAAUAUUUACAAGGCAAACUAAUUAGCAAAGAAUAUUGUAGAUAAUAGAUAAGUAAAAUUUAAAAAUAAAAAAGAAAUAAAAAUUUGAGAGAGCUAAUUAAAUUAUUGAAAUUUUAAAUUAAUUGUCUAUGAGUGAUUAAAUUAUGAAGACAUUUCAAGCUUUGAGAAUAGCAGUUAAUUAAGAAAUUCUUAAUCUUAAUUUAUUUUUAGAAAAAGUAUAAAAUUAGCAAAUAAUUGAUAAUUAAUUAGUUUUAAUAAUUACUUUCCAUUCAUUAGAAGCUGAAGCUGUCUAAAAAUUCAUUAUGAAAUAUAAAAAGUAAUUUACUAUGAAAAUAAUUAAACCUGCAGAUGAUGAAAUAGAAGAGAAUCCUCGUUCAAGAUCAGCUUUGCUUUUUGAAAUAAUUAACAAAAGUGUUUGA